Messenger RNA from Spodoptera littoralis (African cotton leafworm), 1515 nucleotides. Lineage: Eukaryota; Metazoa; Arthropoda; Insecta; Lepidoptera; Noctuidae. The record is from the annotation of a GenBank genome assembly.
AUGCCGCACCAGUUCGGCGGGGCGGGCGCGGGCGCGGGUGCGCUGGCGGGCGGCGCCUCGCCGCCUGCGCAGCACGCGGCGCUAUUCCCGCGAUAUGGCGGCGCAGCAGGUCCUGGCGCCGGUGCCUACCGUCCAGAAGAACGUCGUCUUACUCGUGAAGCCAUGGAACGCUAUCUCCGCGACCGUUCCGACAUGGUCGUAGUUAUCCUACACGCGAAGGUAGCUCAGAAAUCUUAUGGAAACGAGAAAAGGUUCUUCUGUCCGCCACCAUGUAUCUAUCUGUUUGGAGAUGGUUGGCGACUGCGGCGUGAGCGCAUGCUUCGAGAGGGAGAGACUGAGCAGGCAGCACAGCUGUGUGCAUUUAUUGGCAUUGGUAACUCUGACCAGGACAUGCAGCAGCUGGACCUCAACAAUGGCAAACAGUACUGUGCUGCCAAGACCCUGUACAUAUCUGAUUCUGAUAAGAGAAAGCAUUUUAUGCUGUCGGUGAAGAUGUUUUAUGGUAAUGGGCAUGACAUCGGUAUUUUUAAUAGCAAGAGGAUAAAAGUAAUAUCAAAACCGUCAAAAAAGAAACAAUCCCUAAAGAAUGCAGACUUGUGCAUUGCAAGUGGAACAAAGGUAGCUCUGUUUAAUAGGUUGAGGUCACAAACAGUAUCAACGAGGUAUCUGCAUGUGGAGAAUGGUAACUUCCAUGCAUCCUCCACACAGUGGGGAGCAUUCACAAUACACCUGCUGGAUGACAAUGAGAGUGAGUCUGAAGAGUUUGCUGUGAGAGAUGGAUAUGUUCACUAUGGAUCUACUGUGAAGCUAGUAUGCUCUGUAACAGGCAUGGCAUUACCCAGAUUAAUAAUUAGAAAGGUGGAUAAGCAAAUGGCCUUAUUAGAAGCAGAUGACCCAGUAUCCCAACUGCAUAAAUGUGCAUUUUAUAUGAAGGACACGGAACGCAUGUAUUUGUGUCUGUCACAAGAGAGAAUAAUACAAUUUCAAGCCACACCAUGCCCUAAGGAACCUAAUAAGGAGAUGAUCAAUGAUGGAGCUUGUUGGACCAUAAUAUCCACUGAUAAAGCUGAAUAUCAAUUUUAUGAGGGCAUGGGACCUGUAAGGUCUCCCGUAACUCCAGUGCCGCUAGUCCACUCACUAAACCUCAAUGGUGGCGGUGACGUAGCAAUGUUGGAGUUGGCUGGUGAUAACUUCACGCCAUCUUUACAAGUGUGGUUCGGUGACGUCGAGGCGGAGACUAUGUACCGCUGUGCUGAGUCCAUGCUCUGUGUCGUACCUGACAUCUCACAGUUCCGAGGACAAUGGCUCUGGGUCCGACAGCCGACGCAGGUGCCGGUGUCGCUGGUGAGGAACGACGGCAUAAUAUACGCGACGGGUCUGACGUUCACGUACACGCCGGAGCCGGGCCCGCGGCCCGUGUGCGCGCCGGUGGACGACGUGAUGCGGCCGGACGCGGCGCCGGCCUGGCACCACGAGCACGGCGCGCACCGCCUGCCCGACAACACGCUGCAAUAG